This is a messenger RNA of Brachypodium distachyon (stiff brome), 2381 nucleotides long. RefSeq lists its product as uncharacterized. Lineage: Eukaryota; Viridiplantae; Streptophyta; Magnoliopsida; Poales; Poaceae. The transcript is spliced from 2 exons. The record is from RefSeq and is a predicted model, not a curated record. The coding region runs from base 24 to 1091 and encodes 355 amino acids.
GGGAAGAAGAAGAUCGAGCGCGAAUGGCGCCGCGACUGGUGCUGGGUGCGCACCGACGAGCUCCAGGAGUUCCACGAGGAGCCCCUCGGGCCCCGAAGGACUCUAACGACUGGACGCUCCGCGACCAAAAGGAUGAGGAGUUGGCCCUGAUCUGUGCCAAGAGCAAGGCUUUCUGCGAGGCUUGGCUCACGGACACGGAGCGCCACUUCAUCGGGAGGCGCGUGGCUCCCAUACAGCGGCGCUCACAUCCGGCGUGGAUGUACACCGGGUCCGGCGACCGGACCCGACUGCAGCGCACUAACCUCUUCCCGGAGGAAGUGCAGUUCUGGGUGAAGGGCAUAACCGGUGAGGACGAACCCUACCGGCUGCCCCCGCUUGGCGUCCCCCUGGUGAGGCGGUCUGCGGCGGAGCGGGCGAGCAGGCAGGAGGCCAGCCCGCAGCCUCAGGAGCCUCACGACAACGUGGGGCCUGGGGCCUCCGGCGGCAGCGACGCAGCUGCAACAGCCGCCCCGACUACCCCGGCGGCUCCGCCAGUCCCACGCACGCGGAGCGGCCCCCCGGCGAGGAGCAUCCUGGCGGACAUGGUGCUCAAGCUCAAACCGGUGGGUUCGUCGAGGAAGAGGGGGCAGACCAGCACGUCGCCGGCAGCCCCGACAAAGAAGCCCCGCCCGACAUCAGGCGGCGGCGACCGAGAUGCCGCAGACACGGCUGUUGAGACGGCGGCAGCGGCCACUGGGGACCCGAGGGUCCCCGAUUCGAGCUCGCAGGGCACCGCCCGGCGGCAGGUAUGUGCGAGUUCCACCAUUUCUUUUACCCAUGCGUGCCAUCUCCCAUAUUUGACGCAGGUGCUCUUCGUGCAGUCACCGGGGAUGUUCCGGCAGCGCCCGCGCCCACCGAGCAGCAGGGCUUGGCUAGGCCGGGGGCGCUUCGUCAAAUCCCGACGCACCCUCAGGGUCACAGACGGUUGCGGCGGGGUCCUCCUCCUCCGGCGGAGCUGCCUUCAGCCUGGGAGCAGGGGAGCUCGCCGGGCGGACAUGGGGUUGGAUCACUUUCGACCCCAACGUGUCCCAGCAGGGACACCAAGUGAUUGAGAUCAUCCAGCAGUAGCAGCGGAUGUUCGUCGAUUUCUUCAACGACGCGCACCAGCACCACGCCCGCGUAGUGGCGGAACUGGGUGCAGCGCGACGGGAGGCAAAGGGGCAGCGCACCGAGCUGCAGCGGCUCCGGGAGGAGCUCUAGCAGGCGCGGCAAGCCGGGGCAACGACUGCUGUGCAAGGGGUGCUGGAGGCGAAGGUCCUCCAGCAGCUGUGGGAUCUUCAGCAAGAGCACCAGCGGGAGUUCGAACUGGUGAAGGCCACACACGCUAAGAACGAGGAGGAGCACCAAGCGGCUCUGGACUCGUUCCAGGGGCGUCUUCGGGAGACGACGGACUUACUGUCCAACUACUUUCUGGAGAUCCAGCGCCUCCGCCGUGAGGUCAGAGAGCUGGAGACGGCGGCUGCAACAGCAGCUGAAGCCUCGGCGCACCGGGAGAAGGAGCUGCAGCACCAGGCUCGCUCCCGGGAGCGCGAGCUUGCGGGGCAACUCAAGGCCGCCCAAGAUGUCAGCUCGUCCCUUCAGGGUGAGCUCGACAUGGCACGGCAGGAACUCCGGUUGGUCGAUGAUGACAACACCAAGAAGGCGUCCGAGAUCGGCAGGCUGAAGUCCGAGUGCCGUGAGCAGAAGCUGCAGGCCCAGGAGGCUCGCGGUGCGUGCACCGAGCUGCGGGCCCGCAGGACAGGGGAGGUGGCCAGGCUGAAGAAGCUGGCGGACUUAGCGGUGGAGGCGCUACAGGGAUUCGACAUCCCUGUGGCUUCCUUCGACGGGGCGGACAUGGGCAGCUUCACUUCCUUCUUCGCAGACUUCGUCGGCUGGCUGAGCGGCCGGCAAAGCUGUGCUACGGCCUUCGGGGACCGGCAAGUCGGCCUUGCAGCCGAGCAGGUCGCCGGACAGAUUCUCACCUAGGUCCACUCCGCCCACCCCGACUUCCCGUUCGGGUCGGUCUUCGACGCCUGGCCGGACGAGGAAGAGGCCAAGACCCACCGGGAAGCAGUGCAGGGCUUUGUGGACGAGAUGGUGGCGUGGAUGCAGGGCAAGGUUGAUGACGCCGAAGCCGCUGACGAGGAGGUUGCUAGGGAAGCCCCCGAUGCCGAGGAUGCACCCGACACCGACGCAGCCGCCCCGGGAGCACCUCCUGCAUAACUACUUGUUUGUUUUUUAUUUUCCUGCAAGUGGCGCAUGGCGCCUUAGAACUUUUUAUGUUAGCUUUCCCUUAUCAUUGCAAGUGUUAUUUGUUAACUCGUUUGUUCAAGCUUCAAUAUAUCCAAUGCUACUUUUACUUA